GACCCCCCUCUUAACGUGCGCACCCUCCCCUGUCACUCCUUUGGGCGGUUAGUUGGUGUCCGUACCCUCUCGCUAUCUCUCAUGACAGACAAUCCUUCCAAAAUGUCCCGCUCUAUAUUAGUAUUACCUUGUUAGCCUCUUCCCUCAACAAAUCCUUUCAUUUCCUUCCUUUUCCUUUCCUUUCCCCCGGAAAAGGGAAAAAAAAAAACAACUAAAUCUCUGAUUUCCAGUUCGUUUUACCACAAACAACCAUGAGAGAAAUCCUUCACGUUCAAGGAGGGCAAUGCGGGAACCAAAUCGGUUCCAAGUUUUGGGAAGUGAUCUGUGACGAGCACGGCGUGGAUCCUACCGGGAGGUACAAUGGAGAUGGAUCGUCCGAUCUCCAACUGGAGCGGAUCAAUGUGUAUUACAAUGAGGCUUCCGGUGGAAGGUAUGUUCCUCGGGCGGUCCUCAUGGAUCUUGAACCCGGUACUAUGGAUAGCAUCAGAUCCGGUCCCUACGGCCAGAUCUUUAGGCCUGAUAAUUUCGUGUUCGGACAAUCCGGUGCCGGGAACAACUGGGCCAAAGGCCAUUACACUGAAGGAGCCGAGUUGAUUGAUGCUGUUCUUGAUGUUGUUCGUAAAGAGGCUGAGAAUUGCGAUUGCUUGCAAGGCUUCCAGGUAUGCCAUUCGCUUGGAGGAGGCACGGGCUCUGGUAUGGGAACUCUCCUGAUAUCCAAAAUCAGAGAGGAAUAUCCAGACAGGAUGAUGAUGACAUUCUCUGUUUUCCCUUCGCCUAAAGUCUCCGACACAGUUGUGGAGCCUUAUAACGCCACCCUCUCUGUGCACCAGUUGGUAGAGAAUGCUGAUGAAUGCAUGGUUCUUGACAAUGAGGCCCUUUAUGAUAUUUGCUUCCGGACUUUAAAGCUUACUACUCCAAGCUUUGGAGAUCUGAACCACUUGAUUUCUGCAACUAUGAGUGGUGUAACAUGCUGCCUGAGGUUCCCUGGACAGCUGAACUCCGACCUUAGGAAGUUAGCUGUGAACCUGAUCCCAUUCCCCCGUCUUCACUUCUUUAUGGUUGGGUUUGCACCACUCACAUCUCGUGGAUCCCAGCAGUACAUUUCCCUCACUGUCCCGGAGCUGACUCAGCAGAUGUGGGAUGCCAAGAACAUGAUGUGUGCUGCUGACCCCCGCCAUGGUCGCUACCUAACAGCCUCAGCUAUGUUCCGUGGCAAGAUGAGCACCAAAGAGGUUGAUGAGCAGAUGAUUAAUGUUCAGAACAAGAAUUCAUCAUACUUCGUGGAAUGGAUUCCCAACAAUGUGAAGUCCAGUGUUUGUGAUAUUCCACCAAGGGGUCUGAGGAUGUCAUCUACUUUUAUUGGGAACUCGACGUCAAUCCAGGAGAUGUUUAGGAGGGUGAGUGAGCAAUUCACAGCUAUGUUCCGCCGCAAGGCCUUUUUGCAUUGGUACACUGGUGAGGGGAUGGAUGAGAUGGAGUUCACAGAAGCAGAGAGCAACAUGAAUGACUUGGUGGCAGAGUAUCAGCAAUACCAGGAUGCAACUGUUGAGGAUGAGGGUGAGUACGAGGACGACGGAUUGGAGGAGAACUAUGACGGCUAAAAUGUGUGGGCAAUUUACCAGCGAACCAGGAUGAAAUUUGAGAAUAGUACCCUUUACCUGCUCAUAUUCUACUGCGUGGCUAUCGGUGUUUGUUUAAUUUUCACUGCUCUCUAUUUGUAUUUCCCAAGAUGUUGUUGUUUGCUUUUUUCCAGACAUUCAAAUAAAGAAUUGUCAGUUUUACCUAUAA
Molecule: messenger RNA, 1788 nt
Organism: Theobroma umbraticum
Lineage: Eukaryota; Viridiplantae; Streptophyta; Magnoliopsida; Malvales; Malvaceae
Product: tubulin beta-6 chain
Biological process (GO): microtubule-based process
Cellular component (GO): microtubule
Molecular function (GO): GTPase activity; GTP binding; structural constituent of cytoskeleton
Source: RefSeq, a predicted model, not a curated record